This is a messenger RNA of Stylonychia lemnae, 660 nucleotides long. Lineage: Eukaryota; Ciliophora; Spirotrichea; Sporadotrichida; Oxytrichidae. The record is from the annotation of a GenBank genome assembly.
AUGCAUGCUUUUGGUUAAGUAGAAUUAAAAGGUGAAAAGUCUGACUACAAAAUCUUAGAUUUUUGUGAACAAACUCUUGAAGAUGGAUCAAUAAAUUUUUCAAGAAGCGAUUUAGCUCUUUAAAUGUUAUAGCAACUGGAAAAUCUACACAGAAUGGGUCUUAUUCAUCGUGAUGUCAAACUUGAAAAUUUUAUGAUUAAAGAUAAUCAAGUUUAUCUCAUUGAUUUUGGAGCAUCUUUAAAAUACAAAGAUGGAGAAAAUCACAUUCCCUUCAAAUCUAAAAGCGAAAUAUACGGCACUCCUUAUGCUGCAUCUCUAAACUCUCACAGAUGCUUUGAAGUUGCUCGUGCUGAUGAUCUCAUUUCUCUAAUAUAUUCUUUAUUGUGGUUAUGGGAAGUUGAGCUUCCUUGGAAAGAAAUUGCUCUGAAUCAAGGGUAAUAUUAGGAAUAUGAAAAUGAUUAAUUAUUUGCACCUAUCUACUAAUCUAAAUCUAGAUUGAAACUUAAAGAUCUUAAGGAUAGAGAUAGCAAAAUUCUUUUCUAUGUACUAAAAUAUUACUUAGAGGAAAUGCAAGACCUACAAUUUGACAAUAAAGAUAUUGAUUAUGAAUUCAUCAAAAAGUAAUUCUCUCUAUUUGUGCAAAAUCUAAAACUUAACUGA